This is a messenger RNA of Xylaria bambusicola, 3080 nucleotides long. Its product is annotated as heterokaryon incompatibility protein-domain-containing protein. Bases 663 to 2987 code for a protein of 774 amino acids. The record is from RefSeq and is a predicted model, not a curated record. The transcript has a single exon. NCBI's taxonomy places the organism in Eukaryota, Fungi, Ascomycota, Sordariomycetes, Xylariales, Xylariaceae.
CCAACCGUGGGAGCCUCAAAGAAAAUACACGAAUUUAGGAUGAAACCAAGAGGCGGCGAGUAUAAACCUGACACGUCAUGGCAACAGAGCUGAGGAUCUGAGUUCGACGCGUCCUCAAAGUAGUGAUAGAUGUGCUCGAAAUAAAAGGCUCGAGGUUAUUGAUGCACCUCCGAGUGUUGAGAACUAGUAAGUUCAACAAGAAACCUGGCAUAGUGUCCGCUAAAUACCACAUAAGCGAUUAAUAGUUAAGUCAAUUCCUUAAAGAUGAAUUAACAGCUGUGAUAGUGAAUAAGAUGUCGAUGCUUCGAACCUCUCGUAGGAUUCCUUUGCCACAUUCUUCUUCAACUGUAGUCAUCAUACAGGUGAUUCCAGGAACGUAGGGAAUCCACCUAAUGAAGAGAGCAACUGUGCUGUGCCACUAGCGCUGCGUGUGGUAUGGUGAUACUUGUAUGUAAGGCGGCUUGGCGAUGUCAAGGCUUCAACUGGACCACAACCUGGAGGCCAAGUGUCAUCAACCAUUUCACAGAUGACGCCCAUGCUCGUAUGGUAGAUGAAAGCUCAGGUAUUGGGCACAAUAUUUGGGUCCCUCUUCAUCUUCAAAUUCGCGGUGGAAGCUCACCAAUUGAUCCCCCGGCUCUUCCAAUCUGUAGGCGCUUUGCUAAAUGGGCGGGGUUCUGACACUGCCUAGGUGUGAGCCGGGCCAGAGCGACUUUUGUACAUUGUGCUGUGCGGUCGACGCUACGCUUCGUGCUCACGCAUCAAGGGUGCAUUCAGGACGUGAGCCGAAAGGUGCUGAAGACGUCUACUUGGGUAAAAAAUCCGAUCUGCUUGCGAGAAGCUCGACAUGUCAAUCAUGUCUCGCGUUGGUCUCUUGCGCCGAAGAAGACUGCGCUAGCUUCUCCGAAAGCCAAGCCCCCAUGUGCGCUGGCGACUAUGACUUCAGCGCCCAUUUAAUGGACAGCAAUCCUGUUCUCUGCAUAGCUUUUGGGUCGCUACCUUUUGAGUCAACAGACGCCAGCCAAAGGCGCCAGCUUAUGAGCCAGUUAGGAGUACUCUCGCUGUUCUCGACGGACCAAGAUGUUCCUGAAGACUCAGAUGCAUGGCUCGCUGGAAGACCACGCCUAUUUGAUCCAAAACAGUGCGACCCCUGUUUGAUCCGUGGGUGGCUAGACCACUGCAAUCAUUUCCACGGGAAUAGAUGCUUAGUGCCACAGGCUUGGCGCUGUAAAGCCGAUGUUAUUCACAACUUUAUCGAUGUCGAGCUGGAAUGCAUCGCCAGUCCUACAACAGAAGUACCAUUCGCUGCACUCAGUUAUGUGUGGGGAGUAGUCGACACUCUCCAGUGCCUGGAGAGUAACAUAGACAGCUUGAGACAACCAGGUAGUCUGUCUUCGUCAGGCUCACAAGUCGUACCCCAAACGAUUCGCGACGCGAUGAGAUUAUGUGCUCUUACUGGGUAUAGAUACCUGUGGGUCGAUCGCGUGUGUAUUAUGCAAGAUAAUGAUGAGAUUAAACAGCAGCAUCUUCAGGGAAUGGGUUGGAUCUACGCCGCAGCAGACUUUACCAUUGUAGCUGCCGAGGGCAGCGAUGUUAAUCACGGAUUCUCGGGGCUGGGCCACGGGGUGAAGGAGAGGCAGAAGCAUAUUAUACCCUUUCCCUCCAAGCCUCUCAUCAGAGGAACCAUAUGGUCACUUGGCGACAGUCUUCCAUCCAACACGGUAUGGUCCAGCCGAGCUUGGACUUUCCAAGAACACGUUUUCUCUCGCAGAUUAUUGUAUGUUAACAAAUUCGUCAACUGGGUAUGUGCCUCAGCAAGGUGGACCGAGGCUGUGUCACUUCCUCCAGGCAUAUCGCAGUCCCUCAUACGAGCAAAAGAUGACCACCAUUCCGACGCUGGAAAAGUGUUUGCUUUAGACUGGCCAUCACUAAAGCACUAUGCCAGUAUGGUCGAGCAAUACAAUGUACGAAAGCUCACAUAUGAUUCUGACGUUGCAAUCGCUUUUGGAGGUUUGUUGCUGCAGAUGUGCAUGGGAUUUUCUGCUGGCUUCUAUGGCGGUAUUCCCGAAUUUUACUUCACAAUCUGCUUGCUUUGGCAGCCCAAAAGGGGACUUCGGCCUCGGUUCAAUCAACCCGACACGCGCUUUUUGCCCACAUGGUCAUGGCUCGGAUGGUCAGGGGCUCUAGACCUUCAAAUGUGGACCUGUAACACAGACAUGGAGCUCCCACCAGCGCCGUAUGAAGUCACAAUAUCCCCAGUAACAGAAUGGUUUAAGUCUCAGGACAGGAGAGAUGGUAGCCAUAUUGGCUAUACAUACUUUCAGGUACGUAAACUUUUCCACGAGGGCGGCGCUCCUACGCCGCCUGAAUGGCGGAAGCAUGACGGUGGUCCCGAGUCCGGCUACCACGCAUAUUACACGUACCGCGGGCAGAACCUCAAUCACAUCGGGUCUAUCAGGAAGUUUCGGUACCCUAUCCCCCCAUUUCAAAGGUACCGCAAUGUCAGCCCUCUUGAUCUGUCCGCACGGUACCUGUAUGCUACUGUACAGAAGGCCUUUUUCGUAUUUGGAACACCAGAAGACAUUCCGUCGCAACGAUAUGGUGACUGUAAGGAUGGAAGCUACGAAAUCGUUGAUCUUCCUGUGUAUACGACGUCUUCUGAAUGGGCCGGCUCUAUCCGAGCGAACCUGCACCAAAAUGACGCCCUUCCAAUUGGGCAGAAAUGCGAAGUAAUCCGUAUUGCAAUGGGCUCGUCCCCUUUGAAAAACGGAGAUCUUGCAGGACUUUAUUCCGAGGGUGUUUACCCAGUUUGCCCCUUCGGGUAUUUCGUCGGCCGUGAAGAACUGCGUGGCAUGACCACCUUUGACUUUUAUUUCGUGUUAUGGAUUCGGUGGGAUGGAGACACCGCAUGCAGACAGGCAUUAGGUGUAAUCUGGAAGCAUAUUUGGGAGAGAGCAGCGCCAGAAGAUGUUGAUAUCAAGCUUGGUUGAAUUUCGUGCCUGUUCGUAUUGAAAAUCGGCAUAUAUACUAGUUUCACAAUACUGCCUUCAUCAUGAGCCAUUCGAAGUAUCUAGAUCGAUAGA